GCAACUUCGUUUCGUUCAGACUGUUGGCUUCACCGCAUUCCUUCCACCGUGUCAGUCUUCCCAUAAAUUCUCUUCUCCGAGCACUCGAAGACUAGAAUUGCUUGCAACCAACGCUUUUGCACAAACCACCAACCACCAACCACCGUCCACCAUGAAGCUUCUAAUCGCAUCACUUCUUAUCUUUGUUUCCCUCAUCUCGGGCGCCAAGUCCAGUGGCAUGGGCAUGGGCAUGUCCAUGGGCAUGGGUAUGGGCAUGGGCAUGAUGAUGUCAAUGUCAAUUGAAGCCAAUGAAACUGCAGCCCCAACCAGUGCUACAGCCUCUCCAUACCCUGGUCGAUUCUUGAUUAACGUGGAUGAAGAUACCACGACCUUCCCUCGUCGCCAUCUAUCUGGAGGGAUGAUGAUGGGAUCCGCAAGGGGAGGAAUGGGUUCUGGCAGCAUGAAGUGCAGUGGUAGUAUGAUGGGUGGUAGCAUGAUGGGCAUGAUGUCAAUGAAUAAUGAAUCCAACUGCACUGAUGCCCCAACAGUGCUCCAAGCUCUCCAUAUUAUCCUGAUCGUUUCUUGAUUGAUGCCGAUGCAGAUGCCUCCGAUUCCUUCCCUCGUCGCCGUCUAUCUGGGGGUGAUGAUGAUGGGCUCUGCAAGAGGAGGGAUGGGUUCUGGCAGCAUGAAGUGCAGUGGUAGCAUGAUGGGUGGUAGCAUGAUGGGCAUGAUGUCAAUGGCCAA
Messenger RNA from Seminavis robusta, 723 nucleotides. NCBI's taxonomy places the organism in Eukaryota, Bacillariophyta, Bacillariophyceae, Naviculales, Naviculaceae. The record is from the annotation of a GenBank genome assembly.